Messenger RNA from Carica papaya (papaya), 4040 nucleotides. The record is from RefSeq and is a predicted model, not a curated record. NCBI's taxonomy places the organism in Eukaryota, Viridiplantae, Streptophyta, Magnoliopsida, Brassicales, Caricaceae.
AUUCCCUCUGACUUAGAAUUUUUUUAUCAUGCUUCUUUAAAAUCGUAUGUGGUCUUUUUUGUAGAUAUCUCUGUUGACACUUUCGGUUUGUUUUGCUUGAUUGUUACAGAGAGGAAAGUUAUUCUCUUUGCGCGUGUCCCGUUCUCUUCUCCAAUUCUCGUCUUAAACUGUCCCUUCCAUCGAAACCUCUGCACCUCUGCUACUGUAAAGAAAUGAAUUACACUAUCUUAUAUUUCCAGAAACGCCUGCUCACCUCAAUUCUAGACCCUGAUAAUCAUAGUCUCUGUCGCGUUCUUUUAUCAUCAAUCAUGGUUCGUUGUUCCCGGUAACUCCUCUGCCAAGUGGCAUCCACCACUACCUAAUGUUCACCUCCCUGUGCUCCGCCUAACUUUAGCCCGAACUCAAAUUUCUCGGACUUCUUUGCAAUCUCCAAACUCCUCAUGAACCCUGUUACUUCCUCGGGUGCGGCCCUCGUGUUGGCUUUGGACUGGACCGGGAUAAAAUCGGAUCCUGGUUUUGCUGCAGGCUAUAUUCGAUUGUUCUCCCAACUUGUUCUACGCACUGUUUCUCUGGGCAGAGAGGAAACCCGGCUUUCACUUCACUGCAACUCUAUUCAAUUCCAUUAUCAAUGUUCUCGCUAAGGCCAGGGAGUUUGGUUUUGCAUGGUCCCUAAUUCUUGAUCGGACUUAUAAGAAAGAGGGACCUACUUUGAUUUCUGGGGAGACGUUUGCCAUUCUAAUUAGACGGUAUCCACGUGCAGGUAUGGUACCUGGCUUGCGAGUUUAGUAUUUUGUUAUGCUCCAGUGAAUUCGUUUGAUUUUUUCUGUGCUUCAAUCUUGAAGUUACAAGGAACCAAUUUGCACAAUGUGCAGACUUUUUAAAGUAGAAUGACUUGAAUUUGUAACCAAUAUGGGUUAGGUCUGUGAUUUUCAUUGGGGAAUUAUAUGCACAUUCUUCUUUUCAAGUGCGUGGUGUCUUCAUGACUUGAAAAUUUUCUCGUUUCUGUAGAGUAAAUAAGGAUCUUGGAUUAUGAUUAGGUUUGUUACUUCCAUUUACGGCUUAGUGUUUUCUGGCUUUAUGAUCCCUAUUCUGUCGUGAGUUCCUGCUGGGAUGAUCCCAUCAGCCAUUCAAACAUUUGAAUUUGCUAGUAGUUUUGACUCAAUUGGUAAAUCGGAUUCAAAAAUCUGUUUGUUUGAGAUUUUGUUGGAUUCCCUUUAUAAAGAAGGACAUGUUAAGGUAGCCUCGGAAUACUUCAACAGGAAAAAGGAAUUAGAGGAAAAUUGGGUUCCUUCAAUUCGGGUUUAUAAUAUUUUAUUAAAUGGAUGGUUUCGGUCAAGGAAACUCAAAUAGGCAGAGAAAUUCUGGUUGAAAAUGAAAGAGGAGAAUGUGAGAGCAACUGUUGUCAUUUAUGGCACCCUUGUAGAAGGGUACUGUCAGAUCUGCCGUGUUGAGGUGGCAAUAAAAUUUGUGAAUGAAAUGAGAAGAGGGGGAAUUGUGCCAAAUGCUAUAAUUUAUAAUCCCAUUAUCGAUGCCAUAGGGGAGGCUGGUAGGUUUAAAGAAGCAUUAGAUAUGAUGGAAGCUUUUCUACUGUGUGAAUCUGGCCCAACUAUUUCCACUUACAAUUCUUUGGUGAAAGGUUUUUGUAAGGCAGGAGAUCUUGUCAGUGUUAGCAAGAUCAUUAAGACGAUGAUUAGGAUCUUUUCAAAAUUUAGGAAAACCGAGGAGGGGAUGAACAUAUAUACUAAGUUGCUUGAAGCUGGGUACGGCCCCGAUAGACUUACUUAUCAUCUCCUGUUGAAGAUGUUUUAUCAAGAUGAGAGAUUGAACUUGGCUGUGCAAGUCAGCAAGGAAAUGAGAGCUAGGGGAUGUGAUCUGGACUUGGCCACUAGCACCAUGUUGAUUCAUCUGCUUUGCAAAAUGAAUAGAUUUGAAGAGGCUUUUGCGGAGUUCAAAGACAUGAUAAGAAAGGGUAUAGUUCCUCAGUAUCUUACUUUUCAUAUAAUGAAAGAUAAGUUAAGGAAAAAAGGAAUGACUGACAUGGCACAUAAAUCAUGUCAUGUGAUGUCUUCUGUCCCUCAUUCAAACAAGAUGCCCAACACAUACAGUGAAGACAUAAAUGUAUCACGUGCAAGGAGAAGAUCCAUAUUACGGAAAGCUGAAGCCAUUUCUGAUAUACUAAAGACUUUUAAAGAUCGAAGAGAACUUAUUAAGCAUGGAACUUCAUCUGAAAAAGCUCUAGGGAGCGUUAACCGGUUAAUAGAGUAUAUCAAGGGAAAAGUUAAGGAGACGUAAAAUCACUUAUAGUUAAAACAAAGUCCAUCCCCAGCAUUUUUGUCUCUUAGGGGAAGGGGAUGUGGAACAGAAAGCACUUAGGAUGUACUUUUCAGUACUCACAUUUAAUAAUUUGGAGCCGAUCGUGGACUGCACGGAGAAAGAAGUAUAAGACAUGAGUCAGAAGUACUAGAGGGUUGAGGAUUGAUAUUUAAGAAUCUGAUAUGGAGAUGUAGUUUCUUCACCAGUUAUUUUAAGUUGCUUGAAGAUGGUUUUGCAAACCCAAUUGGUGGAUGUGGCUUCUAUGCAGACUGGAAAGGCAGAAGCGGAGAGAAAGAAUGCAAGCAAGAGCUAGGAGAGGCAAUGAGAGAGGGGAAGAAAAAGAAAAGGGAAUUUUCUUCUGGUGGGUGAGUGAAGUCAGUUCCUCCUUUUUCUGGCUAAUUAGGUUACUUUUAUUGAAGCAAAUUUUUAGGGUUCUGAGUUUUUAAAGGGUUGUACAGAGUAUGUUUGUUCGCAGCUCUUUCCUGCACUGAUUCUUGGCACCCAUUUAUCAUUGAUAUCAGGAAGAAGUAUAAUUUUUCUAGUGUAGUGGUCUUUUUCUAGGGCAAUUUUCUUCUUAUUGGUUCAAGGAAUAAGUGUCUUAAUGAAGAUUGAUGUCGUUAUUGUGGUUCUUUAUGACAACAAAUUUUUCCAGAUUUUGUCGGGUUUUCUCUUUCGAGGAUUGUUAAGCUAUUUGGUUGACCUUGUUUAGAUGGCUGAGAAGUGUUUCAAUUGGGAUUUAUGCUUUUAUCUGGACAUGAAUAAAUGGUCUAAAAUUUUCUUGAGAGAGAUGGAUAGGUUCUUGCUUAUCAAAGUAGUGGCUUAAAGCUUGGGACUCUUAAAUCUAUUAAUGAAUCUUUAACAAGAGGUGCUGUUUAUAUUUCUUUGAUGGUCACAUAUUGCCUUGGAGGAAGCAAAGUGAAGCCAAUAAGCAGUUAUUGAUUGUGACUUUUUCUCUUUAACCCUCAUUGGAAGUUCCUUUUCCUGAUACAAACAAUUUAUUUUUCACUGCCAACCUAAAUUCUUACUCCUUUAAUUCCUUCUCCUUCUCCUUACAAAUUACCUUUGCUUAUGUAAUCUGUUUUUUACUGUUAACCCUUUUUUCUUACUCCUUUUUCUCAUCAUUCUUUUGUACUAACUUGUUUGAUUCCCUUUCCUUUUCCUGAAAUCUUCUAUUCAUGCAUACUUGAUGCAGGGAUAGCUCUCCGCUGUAACUAUAGCUUCUUUCAUUGGAUAUAUAUUAAUAUUAACCUAUGUCAAAUGCUAUGAUCUUUCGAAUGCCUGCUGUUUGCUAUAAUGUCACAUUUGGAGAUCUUCAGGAGGCUUUUGCUGCUGUGGAGAGGACAAAGUAUGUUUUAUUAGGAACUGAUAUAGAUGAAGCCCUUGCAUAUGGUUUAUAAAGAGAAAUUCAGAGAAGAAGUUCAUGGGGAAAAGAGUAUAAUUCCUAUCCAUCGGUUGUAAUGGAAAAGAGCAAUAUUUAGAUACUCGUUACAUGCCAGCCCAGAAAUCAGCCUAGCUUGGACCGGUGGUGUCUGUCUUAAGGGCAGCGGGUUUCCAUGGUUGCAAGACAAUUCAAUGCAUUAUGACACUACUGCUGGAGAUGGACGGAAGCAAUUCCUAUUGUACUCGGUCUUUCCUGCACAAUCAGCAGAAGUUUUCUCUGUACAAGACCGUUUUGAAUUUAUUUGUGCAGGUCCUCUCAUCGAAAAAUUGGGCCUCAUCCAGGAAAA